AUGAAGGUAGCAUCUUCAGCCGCCCUAGCAACUCUCACCGUUUCGGUGCAGGAAAUCAAUGCCGAUCCAUUGCUCCAACUGAUCGUAAAAGUAGCAUCUCCAUUGCAACUGACUGUCAACAAGUCAAAAAAGGCGACUCUUUCUUUGGAGUUGGUCUCCGGUACCAAACUUGCGCAGCGCAAUGCCAUCGUGCGCUGCUUGUGUGGGAUGGGGCUUCACAAUGCUCUUGAUGGAUCUCCUAGUGCUCUUUUGGGAGGACAUUCUGCGGUCGUCCACUCUUCGCCAUCGCACAGCAUAGCUAUUGCAUCCAUCACCAGCUGGAUGAGCGUUGCCGAUCAUUCCAAAACUGAAUCUUCCCUCGAUUCUCUCUUAAAGCAGGUCGAUGCCCAUUUGGAAACUAGGGCAUUCCUCAUACCAAGUGCGUCGAUGACCGUGGCUGAUAUUGAUAUGGCGGCUUUGUUCUUGAAAAAGUGCACUGCUGAUGAACUCAGUUCCUACGCGAAUGUCCAACGCUGGUUGAGGGUUGUCUCUGCUGGCUUGUCGAAGCACGACAUUAAGUUGCCUGACAAGUUGGCUACAGUCCCAGCUCUGAGUCCCCCAAUUUUCUUCUACGGAACAGAAGAGGUUGAAAUGCCAAAGAAGUCUAGAGCUCCGCAAGGCAAUGCGAACAAAGGAAACCAAGCAAAUACUGGAAAUCAAGGACAAAGGCAAGCCAAAAAGCAACAACAAAAGCAGCCUCAGCAGAACCAAAAGAAGCAGCAGCAGCAACAACAACAAGCUUCGACGUUUGAUGUUAGUGCAUUGGAUAUUCGUGUUGGCAAGAUCCUAAAGGUGUGGCCUCAUCCAGAUGCAGAAAAGCUGUUCUGUGAAGAGAUUGACGUAGGCGAGGAAAAGCCCCGUCAGAUUGCAUCUGGACUGCGUCCUUUCUACAAGGACGAAGAGCUACUUAAUCGCCGAGUGGUUGUUUUAUGCAACUUGAAGAGCAGGAAGCUUGUUGGUUUCCCAUCACAUGGAAUGGUGCUAUGCGCGUCAAAUGCUGACCACACAAAUGUUGAGACCAUGGAACCUCCAGCCAAUGCAAAGAUUGGAGAGCGUUUAGAAUUUGAGGGCAUCAGUGGUGAUCCUGAACCAGAGAAUAAAGUUGCAAAGAAAAAGAUCUUCGAAUCUGUUGCUCCUGACCUCAAGACGAACUCUGAAGGAGUUUGUGAAUGGAAGGGCGCAAUGAGUAAGACCUCGGAUGGUCCCAUCAAGGCCAGCAAGGGAAUGCCACAUGCUCAAGUUGCUUGA
Cylindrotheca closterium is the source of this 1287-nucleotide messenger RNA. The record is from the annotation of a GenBank genome assembly. Lineage: Eukaryota; Bacillariophyta; Bacillariophyceae; Bacillariales; Bacillariaceae.